AGGAAAACACAGAAACGAGAAAGCAGUGAAAAGUCUUUCUAUCUCUCCUCUCUUUCUCCUAUAUCCCUCGUUCUCAUCCUCUGUCCCGUUCUUCCUCAAAACCGAGCCCUAACCAUCAUCCUCAAUCGUCAAAUCCAAUGGCGGAUCGCGGCGGAGGAUCAGCGGAAGACAAGAUAGCUUACUUCCAGGCCAUCACCGGCCUCGACGACCGUGAUCUCUCCACCGAGAUACUUGCCGCCCACGACUGGGAUCUUGAUCAAGCCGUCUCCACCUUCACCUCAAACCCUAGCCCUAACCCUACAGAUUCCAACAAUUUUCCCGCCGCAUCAACUUCUAAUCCCAGCGAUCGCCAACGCGCCCUUCCAGAGCCCCAACCCUAUACCUCACUCCCGCGCCGUAGGCCUUUGGCUUUCUGGAUCGCGCGGACGUCCUCUCAUCCUCUCUCAUCCUCUCGGCCUCACUCCUCCAAACGCCGGCCACAGGACCGUCUCGCCCUGUCCUCUUCCUGUCCGAAGCUUGCUGCCUUUGUCUCCGCCUUCGAGCGAGAGUUCUCUUCCUCCGAGGGCUCCACACGCCCCAAUUUCGUGGCCGAGGGUUUCAUGGACGCGCUUCAGAGGUCACAGAGGGAGUUCAAGCUAAUGUUCGUGUACCUUCACUCCCCCGAUCAUCCUGAUGUCCCUGAGUUCUGCUUGAGGUGUCUUUGUGCGGUGCCGGUGGCCGAGUUUGUGAACGAGAAUUUCGUGGCUUGGGGA
Molecule: messenger RNA, 752 nt
Organism: Asparagus officinalis (garden asparagus)
Lineage: Eukaryota; Viridiplantae; Streptophyta; Magnoliopsida; Asparagales; Asparagaceae
Product: plant UBX domain-containing protein 10-like
Exons: 2
Cellular component (GO): endoplasmic reticulum
Molecular function (GO): ubiquitin binding
Source: RefSeq, a predicted model, not a curated record